This is a messenger RNA of Solenopsis invicta (red fire ant), 344 nucleotides long. Its product is annotated as E3 ubiquitin-protein ligase HUWE1-like. Lineage: Eukaryota; Metazoa; Arthropoda; Insecta; Hymenoptera; Formicidae. Gene Ontology annotation, molecular function: ubiquitin-protein transferase activity. Gene Ontology annotation, biological process: Golgi organization; proteasome-mediated ubiquitin-dependent protein catabolic process; positive regulation of protein catabolic process. The transcript is spliced from 2 exons. The coding region runs from base 72 to 344 and encodes 90 amino acids. Gene Ontology annotation, cellular component: nucleus; Golgi membrane. The record is from RefSeq and is a predicted model, not a curated record.
UCUAGGUGAAUUAAUUUGGCGUCAACAAUGUGCGAAAUUUAAUACCAAAUGGACGUAAUACAGUUAUUGUUAUGGAAAAGACCAAACUUGAAUAUAUUAGGCUCAUGUGUCAAAUGAAAAUGACUGGAGCAAUUUGUAAGCAAUUCAAUGGUUCUGGUGCAUUGCAAGGUUUUAAUCAAGCGGAUUGUUCGAAGUUCUUACAAUUUAUCACUGGUACAUCUAAAGUGCCGUUACAAAGUUUUGCUGCGUUAGAAGGCAUGAACGGCAUACAAAAGUUCCAAAUUCACAGAGAAAACAAGUUGACAGAGUUUUUUUUAAUUUAUCAAAAUAGAGCUUAUAAUUAA